UUAGCGUUUGACAGCCAAUUGCACCUUCGCAUCCAUCCACGUCGAUUAACUGACACAGCUGGACAACGACCUAAAAUAUCUCCAAACAGGCCAAAUUCCACGCAAGGGUUUAUCCGAAUCUUGGAGGGUUUAAGGGUUCACAGUAGUCGUGUUCCACAAAGUCUUAUACGAUGCUAUAUAAACAACAGGGGCAUCCUUAGGGUUUUUAUAAGCUUUCGAGGGUUUUGUUCUUUAAGGUUUUGGGAAAAAUUCGAAAGAAAAAACAACUGAAAAAUGUCUAAGUCCAGCCCAAAAUCCCCUCUGGAUGCAGCAACUCUCAGCGAUUUAAUGGAGAAACUGCAAAUGCGGCCGCCAUAUUUGGACACGGAUGCCCUCAUAGCCAAUGCCUGCGACAAAGUCAUCGAAGACGAUGGCAAGCCCAAGUUGGCUAAGGAGGCCGCCAAGCUUGAACAGAAGGUUAUACGCAUAAUUCUGAGCGGCAAGGGCGACACUUUGAAGCCUAAUUCCGGCCAAUCCGUCGAGGUCGGUGAAAACCAUAUCUGCGUCGGCUGCACCGAUCGCCCGGAAUCCAAUUACCGCGUGUGGCAGUGGCACGGGCAUAUUAUGCUCUAUGACGAAGAGAAGGGUUUUAGGCUCGAGUAUGUUUACGGCAAUUAUUUUCAGCGACUUUCGGAGGAGAAGCCACCGAAGCGGCCGGAAAGUUCUGUGCUGCAGGAGCUUAUCGAGAAGGCUGAUGCUGUUAAUGCCCGGAUUUUGUGCAGAAAUAUUAAUCUGGCGUCCAAGCGGUGAGGUAAAUGUGCCCGCCGCGUACGUUUUUCUCGGGACGGUUUAUAUUCCUCGUUAUUGUCUAAUAAUGUUUAUAUAUAUGUGUGUUUCGAUGUUAAAUCUUUCGUUGUGUUGGAGAUGCUUUAGUGAUAUGCAAAAUCUGUGGUGGAAAUAGACUUUACAAAUUUGUAGAGCGAACGUAUUUCUAAAUAUGAUCGUUUUUGGUUUGAUUUAA
Cryptomeria japonica (Japanese cedar) is the source of this 1000-nucleotide messenger RNA. RefSeq lists its product as uncharacterized. NCBI's taxonomy places the organism in Eukaryota, Viridiplantae, Streptophyta, Pinopsida, Cupressales, Cupressaceae. The transcript has a single exon. The record is from RefSeq and is a predicted model, not a curated record. Bases 274 to 789 code for a protein of 171 amino acids.